Molecule: messenger RNA, 2347 nt
Organism: Salvelinus sp. IW2-2015
Lineage: Eukaryota; Metazoa; Chordata; Actinopteri; Salmoniformes; Salmonidae
Source: RefSeq, a predicted model, not a curated record
AAUAUAGCACCCUUAGUAAGAGAGGUAACUAAUUAAAUGGUGCCUUCAGCGACUGGAGGCCCUAUGCAGUGUGUGUAAUCUUCAUAUAGGUCUAACCCUCCUGAAUGGGAACGAAUCCCCUUUUUUUGUUGCUUACACACAAUCACCAUUAUUGCACUUUUGUGACGGUCCCUAAACCACGGAGCGCAAGAAAACAGUAUAUUGCCUCCUUUUUGGCUCUGUUAAGGGAAGAUUUCGACUACCGGUAAAAACAAAAGAUGUACCUUGCUCUCUACCAUAAUCUGAUUCUAGAUAUAUCACUCUGAUCAUCCUAUGACAUUCUAUCGGAGAGCUAUUGACGAGCAAACUCUGAAUAUAACAAAUUUACUGCUGUCUAUUGAUGACGGAGGACUGUUUCGACCUUUCUUUUCCUAAAUAAGGUUUAACUAAUGCCAUACUUAAGAGAAAAAAAAGUGUUUACUUAGAGUUAAAAGAACUGUGGACUUUGACCCGUGUCAGAACAGCAGGAGCAACAUUCACAGGAAACAAAACAGCUGCGAGGACAAUCUUUGUGGAGUUGCAAAUUGGUUUGUUGUCGCUGUCCAUGGUGCUGAUGUUCCAGGAAUGGUGGAGACGCUAAGUAUCGCCGUUAUCGGAGCUCCCGGAGUCGGGAAAACUUCCAUAAUCCGUCAAUUUAUUCAUAAUGACUUCUCAGAGGUUUACACUCCAACCAGAGACAGGUAUGUGUACAGACCCUCUGUAAUUUUGAACGGUAACAUGUACGACCUGAAGAUUUUGGAUGUCCCGCCAAUUUCGUCGUUCCCCUCCAGCUCGAGCCAGGAGUGGCUGGACCUGCGUUGCAGAGGGGUGCGUAAUGCCAAUGCUUACAUCCUGGUCUAUGACAUAUGCUGUGUGGAGAGCUUUGAGUAUGUCAAGAUGAUCCGCCAGCAGAUCGUGGAGCACAGGGAGGGCAGCAGCAGUGAGGUUCCCAUCCUGGUAGUGGGGAGUAAGAGGGACCUGCAGCGCCAGCGCUUCACCCCUCGCAGGGCUGUCUCUGUACUCGUCAAGAAGACCUGGAAGUGUGGCUAUGUGGAGUGCUCUGCCAAGUUCAACUGGCACGUGGUCCUGCUCUUCAAAGAGCUGCUGGGCAUCGCUGUGGCACGCGGCAUGAAACAUAACCACACCCCAGGGAUCCGCCUACAAGGGGCGCUGCAGAGGAACCGCUGCGCCGUCAUGUGACCCAGUGGACUCCCCCCGGUGUAGGUUGAAGUUGCCCCUAGGCACUAAUUUGGGGUCAGUUUCACUUUUCCCCCAGUGAUGGCUAAGGUUAGGGUUGAGAAAGGGGAACAUGAUCCUAGAUCUAUACCUAGGGGAGACUUCACCCCGGAACAGUUCCUCCUCACCUAUGUCAGAGCCAUAAGAGCCUCACAGUCACACCUCAGGGGGAAUAAUAGGUAUAUGGAGAAGAUGUCUUCAAUGUAAACGGCUGGAAAACACACCGAGGCCUCCUGCUUUACAGAGCUGAUUUUCUUAUGAGGUUUAUGUGACUACUGCGCUGUAGCUACUAGGACUGACCUUUGGCCCAGUAUAAGAAGUACAUCUUUAUCACCUAUCAGAACACUCCAGUUCUGUCUCAAUGUUCCUAUUGAGAGAAAGGAAGAAGAGGAAGAGGAUGAAGAAGAGGGUUUGUUUAUGGAUUUAGAGAAGUAGAGCAGCUACUUCACUUCCAUAGCUCUGGUCAAAGUUACACACACAAUUAUCACCACACCACCAGGUGUGGUACUGAGCUCCCCAGAUCACAAGGCAACAGCUCCUCAUACUGAUGGUUAUCUGCUGGUUUGAGAGCUUGGGGGACUGUGUGCAUCUAGUGGAAAUAGGUACCAUUACUAACAUGACUGGAUAUUUUCUCUCCAUAUUAGCUUAUACAUGUGAAGGAAUGCAACUUCUUUAAAAGUCUUCCUUUUUCAAACCGUGUGUGGUAGUGUCAUGUGAGGUAGAUAAAUGCCCUGGCUGUCGUACUUGAAAUUGCAUUAUUCUAAUGGCGAUAGAUGUAGAGUAGGAAAGCCUAGGUUAGAGAGGGAGUGUGGUAACUGGUAAACAUAGGUGAGUCAACAAGAUGGAUGGCCUACUCUUGGUUUACCACAUGCACAUCCUAUGUGCAGAAUAAUACGAAAUGCUCCGAGGCCAGGUUGAGUGGUACUGUAGCAGGACCAGAAACCCUUCUUAAGACAAUAUAGUCCUCCAAAACGCACACACUAAGCAGUUAACCAUUUGAUGUCUUGCAGGUCACUUUUUCAAGAAUUAAACAAACACUCACUAAUCACAGGAGGCUGCUGAGGGGAGGACGGUUCAUAAUAAUGGCUGGAAU